Penicillium odoratum is the source of this 534-nucleotide messenger RNA. RefSeq lists its product as uncharacterized. The transcript is spliced from 2 exons. The annotation marks the transcript as partial. The record is from RefSeq and is a predicted model, not a curated record. NCBI's taxonomy places the organism in Eukaryota, Fungi, Ascomycota, Eurotiomycetes, Eurotiales, Aspergillaceae.
AUGUCUAGCUUCGCGGCAUCCAGGUCCAAGGAGCUUCGCGAUUUUAAAAUCAUAACACUGCAAAAGCUCAAUGAUUUCAAUGACCAAGCAAUUCCCGAGGGCAGCACGCUAGAAUCAUUGAAGAUACGUCGCAUGGCCGUAGCCAAAGGUCUACUUGGCCAGCUUGGUGAGGGAGCUAAUAUUGAGCCACCUUUUUUUGUGGGAUGGGGCUGUAAUGUAUUUAUCGGAGAUGGUGUUUACAUUAACCGUGAAGUAUCACUAUAUGAUAACACACUUAUUCGCAUUGGCGACCGCGUCCUUUUAGGACCAGGUGUGUGUAUUUGUACAGGUACGCAUCAGAGUGCCGCCAAAGACCGAAAAGAAGCUAGUGGGACCUCCUUUGCUCGACCGAUAAUUAUAGAGUCGGACUGUUGGAUUGGGGCACGCGCCACAAUUUUGGAUGGGGUACGUAUUGGAGCAGGUGCAACCAUCGCAGCAGGAGCUGUGGUCACACAAGAUGUUGAACCUGGAUGCCUUUUCGGUGGAGUACCUGCC